AUCAUGACGUUGGGGGUUUCGGGUGGGGAAAGGGAUGGGAGUUAGGGUGGUUUGGGGUUGGGGAAUUCAAGUUUUGGGCGGUUUCGUUGGUGGGGCUGGGGCGGGGGAUCUAUUGCGCUCAUGUGGCUCUGGAAGGAGGGUGGUUUCGUUGGUGGUGCAGGGGGAGGGGGUGGCUGUCGGGGCUGGGUUUGGGAAUGGCUGUCGAGCUAGGUGGGGAAUUGUUUAAUUAAUUUUUUUUAUUUUAGGGUUUUUGAAUUUAAUUAGAUAAUUGAAUUUAUUUUAGAUUUUGGGGUUUCAUUGUUGUAUUAUCGAAGUUAAUAUGUUGGAUUUUAGGGAUUUUUGGGUCAAAUACCUAGCGACAAACUCCUAUGUUCCUUCACUGGAACGCAGUAAAGAGAUAGAGUGCAGUGUGUGCUUAGAACGUGUGCUCGCUAAGACAGCAGCCUCUGAACGGAAGUUUGGUUUGCUAUCAGAAUCUGACCACCCAUUUUGUAUAACUUGCAUCAGAUUUUGGCGUAACAGCUCACCAACCUCUGGAAUGGAUGUUAAUUCCACAUUGAGGGCUUGUCCUAUAUGUCGUAACAGCUACAGUGGAAUCACAGAAAUCGCAGCCUCUUUCUCCUUAUACUGCAUAUGAAGACUUGAAGCCCCCUACUUCGCCAACCCCAACAACUCCUAAUUCAUUGGCCACUUCCAUGGCCUCGGAUGGUGCUGAAUCUCAGACAGCUAGCUUGUCAAAUAAUGGUCCAGUUGAAUAUAUUGAAGCAUAAGAUGCAGGGAAUGAGCAGACUUCCGCACAGCCAAAGCCAAGACCAUUUCACCAUAUACAAUGUAAGUCAGUCAACAUUCAAUCUUUCUUUCUUUUUUUUCCCGAAUAUUUUCUGUUUACCAUUUCAAUGGAUAAGAGGUUUCUCAUCUUGCUGGAAUACUAAACUGAAUAUGCACACGUAUAGUUGUAUUGUCCUGAGAGCAGAAUUCCAGUCUUUCUUUUUGGAAAUGGUGGU
Molecule: messenger RNA, 1004 nt
Organism: Chenopodium quinoa (quinoa)
Lineage: Eukaryota; Viridiplantae; Streptophyta; Magnoliopsida; Caryophyllales; Amaranthaceae
Product: E3 ubiquitin-protein ligase makorin-like
Exons: 2
Coding region: 320-637 (105 amino acids)
Biological process (GO): protein polyubiquitination
Molecular function (GO): metal ion binding; ubiquitin protein ligase activity
Source: RefSeq, a predicted model, not a curated record